GCCGCUGGCUCCGGGCCCUGUGCCACGACUACUCCACGUCUGCCCGCGAGGCCUGGGCGGGUGCCCGGCGCCGCCCCGGCACCACCCUGGGGGUCCUGGGCGCCCUGGGGGCUCUGGGGGUCUGCGCCGGCUCCGUGCCCGACCUGCAGUCGCUGGAGGGGGCGGCGGUGGCGGCCGGGGGGGCCCUGGGGCGGCUGCCCCCGGGGUGUCGCAGCCCCCGGGCCGAGCGGCGGGUGCUGCGGCUGCUGCGGCUGCGGGAGCGCGGCCGCCUGCGGGUGCUGAGCCUGGGCGUGCUGGCCCUGGCCCACGAGGACCCCCACGGGCCGGACCCCGCGCUCUACGCGGCCACCUGCCCCCACCUGAGGCCCGGGGGGGCUUGGUGGGGGUGGCCGGGGGGGGGAACCCCGCUGGACGUGGGGUUCCUGGGCCGCUGGUGGGGGCUGGAGGCGGCGCUGCGCGACUGGGACGUCAACGACGACGAGUUCGGGGGGCUGCCCGAGCCCCUGCGGCGCCUGGACCCCCGGGCCCUGCGCUCCGAGGGCAACGAGAGGCUCUUCCUCGAGAGGCUGCGGCCCGUGGUGCUCAGGGACGAGGACAUCGAAGGCGAGGGGGGGCCCUGAGGGACCCCCGGGCACCCCCCGGGCACCCCCCGGGCACCCCCCGGGCCAGGAGGAGUCAGAGUGUCAUUUAUGGUUUAUUGGGGUGGAGGAACUGGGGGGGUUUGGCCUCAAAAUCUGGGGGA
This is a messenger RNA of Lepidothrix coronata (blue-crowned manakin), 742 nucleotides long. RefSeq names its product chromosome unknown C19orf52 homolog (gene TIMM29). Lineage: Eukaryota; Metazoa; Chordata; Aves; Passeriformes; Pipridae. The transcript has a single exon. Gene Ontology annotation, cellular component: TIM22 mitochondrial import inner membrane insertion complex. Gene Ontology annotation, biological process: protein insertion into mitochondrial inner membrane. The record is from RefSeq and is a predicted model, not a curated record. The annotation marks the transcript as partial.